Messenger RNA from Hypoxylon fragiforme, 2494 nucleotides. RefSeq names its product HET-domain-containing protein. Lineage: Eukaryota; Fungi; Ascomycota; Sordariomycetes; Xylariales; Hypoxylaceae. The coding region runs from base 113 to 2494 and encodes 793 amino acids. The record is from RefSeq and is a predicted model, not a curated record. The transcript has a single exon.
CAAGUAUCCAGAGAAAACGUAUUUUCCCAUCAUAUUCCCCUAAUUUACUAGUACCCAGUAGCCAAAACAAACAACCCUGAAUAAUCAAAUGCCCCCUUGAUAAUUAAUAAUCAUGACAGAAGCACAACCAGAAGAAAGCGACAUCCACCUCUGCGACUUCUGCCGCGCCGUCGACUGGGUCCAACUAACCACCGGCGUCUUCAACCCGCAAAAAGCCGCGCUGCAAAGCGGGUUCGUCAAGAGCGGCGAGCACAACCUCGGCUCCGUCCACUCCGCCUCCAGCACCUGCUCCCUAUGCCAGCUCAUCGCCUCCGCCUCGCGGUCCCUGAAACCCUGGUGGCCGAUCGGCCACCUCCUGGAUAAACCGGAAGAGAUCACGUGCGCGUUAUGGAGCGCGCGCAACCGCAUCGGAUCAUCGCUGGAGACGGCGAAGCUGGCGCAGGCCGACAUGGUGCUGGAUACGCUGUACAAGGGCAUGCGGCCCGGGUACAAGUCGACGAACCUGGCGGUGCAGGAGUUCUGGGACUCGUUACAAGAGCGGGGGAUCUAUCUCGAUGAUAAGGGGAAGGCGGAUAGUGUUCAGAAGGAAAGGAGGAGGAAUAAGAGUCUGAAUAGGCUGGUGGUGUUGGCGGGGAUUAGUCCGGUUAAGUGGACGGCGCAGACUUUCUUGCAGCUGCAUCCGUGUGUGUAUCCGUUGCGGAGUGUCGAUGACUACGUCGGGGAUGGGGAAGACCCGUUUUCGGCGUUCCCGACGGGGAGGCUGGUGAAGGAGGAGGUCAAUGUGAGGUUGUUGAGGAAGUGGUACGAGACGUGUCGCGAUAAGCAUGGCGAGACGUGCAGUCAGCCGCCGUGGUUGGCACCGGAAACGCUGUGGCCUGCACAGCUGCGACUGUUAGACGUGCGGAGGCGAUGUCUGGUCGAUGCUAAGGAGCCGUGCCCCUAUCUGGCACUGAGCUAUGUCUGGGGCGACGAGAUCAAACCCUUCCGCACAAUCCGGACUAAUGUCGAGGAGAUGAAGACCCCGGGUUUUCUCCAGGAUGGAUCACUGCCGAAGACCAUACUCGACACGAUCGAGCUAGCAAAGGGAAUGGGCGUGGACUUCCUCUGGGUCGACCGUCUCUGCAUCAUCCAAGACUCGGACAUCGACAAAGCGAUCCAGAUUCCGCAGAUGGACCUCGUGUACUCGCGCGCUGCGGUGACCAUCGUUGCCACGUGCGGGACUUCCACCGACGGGCUCGCGGGGAUCAAUUCAUCCCCACGCACUCUCCUCACUACCGCCAACCCCCCCGCGCGCGUCUCCCAAAACCUAAGCCUCAUGAACGUCCUCCCCCUCGACGACGCCUACUCCUCCAGCGCCUGGACCACGCGCGGGUGGACCUUCCAAGAAGGCCUCUGCUCACGCCGCACCCUCAUCAUAACCCCCACGCAAGUCUUCUGGAGCUGCGAGACCUCGAAAUGCUGCGAGAGCCUCGCGCUCGAAGCCUUCCCGACACCGGUCCACCCCAACGACAUCAUCUGGAGCGUGCUCUCGGGGCACCGGAUCUUCGGGGACUUCGGCGGCGGCGGGCACAACUUCGCGCACAGCGAGCUGGACUCUACCGUGCGCGCGUACGCCUCCCGGCAGCUGGGCGAGCAGAGCGACGCGCUGGAUGCGUUCACGGGGGUGCUGCGGCGGGUCGCGGCUAAUUCGGGCCAUGAGUUUUACUGGGGCCACUCGGUGACGGUGCGGUUCGAUGAGAGUCUUGCGUGGACCAAUAUCGUGUGGUACUAUGAUGCCGAUUGGCGGAACCAUGAGCUGCCCGCGCGGAGAGGGGAGAUGCAUAAGGUGAGGGGGGAAGGGGGGGCCGUGCGGGAGGUGCGGUUCCCGAGCUGGUCGUGGCUGGGGUGGAAGAAUGUGCUGGGGCUGACGAGGGUGGCGCCGCGGCAGGUUGUGCUGGUGCCGGAGCUGGAGAUCUUGAGGGUGGGUGUGGAUGGGAAGGCGGUUGGGUUGAGUGCGCGCUCGGAAGAGGAGGAGGGGGAGGUGAAGAAGCUGGAGCCGGUUUCGAAGCUGGAUAUGUGCGGUGUCGACGAGUCUACCUCUGCGGGGUGGAAAGGGGAUACAUCGAUUGACGCCAGCUUCCUACACGACGACGACACUGACGGCGAGUUUUUGGAUUCGGGUCGUCUCUUAUUUUGGACCAGUCACGCGGUCCUUAAUAUUGAAGACGACAAGAUGUACAACGAGAAGAAGGAGCAGGUCGGCGAGCUAAAGCCGUUUUGGCCGAACCAGGCGCCGAAGCCGACGGGCAAGCACUCGUUUAUUGUGGUUUCGCGCAAGUACAACGACGACACUAUAAAGGUUCUUAGAGCGGAGAGGAGACUCAAUGUUCUUCUAAUCGAGUGGGAUGAUCCGGUGAAGCGGGUUGCGUCGCGGAUCUGCUCUGGUGAGGUCGAUGAGGGAGCGUGGGUUGCGCUUGGGGAGUUGAGGGAGUGGGUGUUGGUUACUUUGGCUUAA